Molecule: messenger RNA, 7208 nt
Organism: Girardinichthys multiradiatus
Lineage: Eukaryota; Metazoa; Chordata; Actinopteri; Cyprinodontiformes; Goodeidae
Gene: cpeb2
Product: cytoplasmic polyadenylation element binding protein 2
Exons: 11
Coding region: 611-2854 (747 amino acids)
Biological process (GO): negative regulation of cytoplasmic translation
Cellular component (GO): synapse; cytoplasm; nucleus
Molecular function (GO): mRNA regulatory element binding translation repressor activity; mRNA 3'-UTR binding; translation factor activity, RNA binding
Source: RefSeq, a predicted model, not a curated record
CCUCGCCCUGCUCUAAGUUACUUUCGGGGGUGUAGUGAGGGCGUGUAGGCCUACUGCACUUUAUGAAUAAUGAAAAAGUGACGUAAACAAUGCGGCUGUCUUUGCGGCUCCAGGCUCGAGGCGGGCGCAAGGAGGCGUGAUGCGGCCGUGACGUGGUUUGAGUCGGGGAUCUUUAAUCCUCUACCGCAGCAGCCCAGCCGGUCACCGGAGGAGGGGGGCAGCAAGGUUCGGACAGGAAUGGACCGCGCAGGCUAGGCUACGCGUAACCAGGCCGAAACAGCUCGGUGUUUAGGUAGAAAAUAAGAGAUUACGUCGAGGACGAGGCGAGUAUUUCUGCCCUAGGCCUGACCCCCUCCACCUCCAGCCAAUUCACUUACUUGUCCCUGCUGGAAAGACCACACACAGAUAAAAGGCUGGCUAAAUACAGAGAUCUUUUAAAGCGUUUUCGCUUGAUUAAAACGCCGAAUGUAGUAUUAGUAGAAUUAGUCGACGUACGGAUACAGCGAAUGCGCCCUGCCAGUUUCCUGAGAGUAAUUUAUUCCUCGGUUCGCCCUUCAGAAGCGGCGCCGCGUCCCCUCUUUUCCUGUCAGCUGCUGCGCAUCAGCACAACAUGCAGGAUGAGCCUGUGGGGGUGACAGCCACGCAGUUACCUCCAUCAGCCGAAGAGGACGACCGCAGCAGCAGCGCGGAAAGCAAAUCUGCAAAGCAAGCCAUCCAGACCGAGAGCCAGCUGAGCUCUUUCACGUCGGAUUACAGCCGCCUAACCCAGAAGAUCGCUUUCACCGAACGUUUCUGCCCGACGCAGUCCCCCUGUGACCUUCAGCACUGCCGAAGCAUACAUCAGCAGUUAGACUUUAUCCCGGCAGAGUCGCUCCCACCCCAGGGACGUUUCAGUCACCUGCAGCCCUUCUGUAGAGCUGCUGACCCCCGCGGCUCUGCUGUGGAGGCGGCUGAGGCCGAUGCUGCGACGCCAUCGCCUUCCUCUGUAAAUCUAAACAAGAUCCAGAUGGACUCCCCCAUCGCACACCAUUUAAAUAACGGCAAUGGCAGCAGUAGCAGCAGCAGCACCGGCAAUAUGUUGUCCGGGGGUCUGGGCGCCGCUUUCCCUAACCUCCCCACCCAGGAGAUUCAGAGCGCCAGCGGCGGUCCGUCCUCGCCCUCCCUCUCCGGUUUCGGCACCCCUUGGUCCGUGCAGACCAGCUCCUCGCCCCCGCCUACAGUCAACUCCAUCAACCCAAUACACGCCAUCAGCCAGAUGCCCAACACGGACUCCGAGAACAGCUUCUACCCGGGCAUCCCUUCCUCCAUCAACCCGGCCUUUUUCCAGAGCUUUUCGCCGGUGUCGGCUAAUCCGUGCGCCGGGAUUAACGUGCAGGGCUUUAGCGGCCCUUUCUCGCCUCAGAUGAGCGUGCCUCAGCAGCCGCAGAGCCGCAGGUCCCCGGUCAGUCCCCAGAUGCACCCCCAGCAGGGCGCCUUCCUGCAGCAGAGGAACAAUUACAACCAACACCAGCCUAUGGUGAAACCAUCCCCGUGGGGGAGCCACCACGGGAAUGGCUGGGGUUCCGGGGGGAUGUCUUGGGGCCGGGACCACCGCAGAGGGAACGGCAUGGGGGUACCCGGUUCGGUCAGUCACGUCUCGCCCCUGAAGAAGCCCUUCUCCAGCAACGUCAUCGCUCCCCCGAAGUUCCCGCGCUCUGGAGGAUCACUGGGGCCUAAGUCCUGGAUGGAGGAGAACAUGUUUCGCACGGACAGCAACAGCAACGCCAUGUUGCCGCUGCAGGACCGCUCCAGAAUGUACGACAGUCUGAACAUGCACUCCUUGGAGAGCUCCCUGAUUGACAUCAUGCGAGUGGAGCAGGAUCCGAUGAAAGGCCGUGUGGGCUGCCCUAACCCCGGGGCUGACGGCCUUCUCAUGCUCAAUGCCAGGAGCUAUGGGAGACGUCGAGGCCGCUCCUCCCUCUUCCCAAUUGACGACAAUCUCCUUGAUGAUGGCCACGGCAACCAGGGUGUCCCAGGAGUCCUUGGCUCCACCAACUGUUACCCCCACCAAAACGGGGAACGCAUCGAACGCUUCUCUCGCAAGGUUUUUGUGGGGGGCUUGCCUCCUGACAUAGAUGAAGAUGAAAUCACCUCAAGCUUCCGUCGCUUCGGUCACCUGGUGGUCGACUGGCCACACAAAGCUGAGAGCAAAUCCUACUUUCCACCUAAAGGGUACGCCUUCCUACUGUUCCAGGAGGAGAGCUCCGUGCAGGCCCUGAUUGAUGCAUGCAUGGAGGAGGAUGGGAAGCUCUACCUGUGUGUUUCCAGCCCCACCAUCAAGGACAAACCUGUGCAAAUCCGACCAUGGAACCUGAGCGACAGCGAUUUUGUGAUGGACGGAUCUCAGCCUCUCGAUCCCCGUAAAACCAUCUUUGUGGGAGGUGUCCCUCGUCCCCUGAGAGCAAUUGAGCUGGCCAUGAUCAUGGACCGCCUCUAUGGUGGAGUGUGCUACGCAGGGAUUGACACUGAUCCAGAGCUCAAGUACCCCAAGGGGGCAGGGAGGGUGGCCUUCUCCAAUCAGCAGAGUUACAUCGCUGCCAUCAGUGCAAGAUUUGUCCAGCUGCAACACGGCGAUAUUGAUAAACGGGUGGAGGUGAAGCCCUACGUCCUGGACGAUCAGCUGUGUGAUGAGUGCCAGGGGGCUCGCUGCGGAGGGAAAUUCGCUCCCUUCUUCUGCGCUAACGUCACCUGUCUUCAGUACUACUGCGAGUUCUGCUGGGCCAACAUCCACUCCCGUGCAGGGCGAGAGUUUCACAAGCCUCUGGUGAAAGAGGGCGCCGAUCGCCCCCGGCAGAUUCACUUCCGCUGGAACUAGGGCUUUCGAAUCCGCGUCCAUAAUGAUGGUCAGAGUUAAGGGAAACACUGUCUAACGGGAAAAAGAGCUUCGCUCUGCCUCUCCUGCUAACCUAAGCUAUCAGUAUAAUCAAGUGCGUAACACUAUACAAUAUAUACUACAUAUAGCUAUAUAUCUUUUGUAGCAGCCAAACACCGCAAGCCUCAGUUUUUCACCAAAACCCCCCUCACAUCUCAGGCUCUGACAACUCUACAACUCUUUUGUGGUACUUUCAUCUUUUUCUAAGAGGAGAUUUAAAAAAAAGAGAUUGAUUUUUGUAGCUUUUUUUAUUAUUAUUAUUAUUAUUAUUAUUAUGAUUAUUAUUAUUGUAUGUGAGAUUUAAAGUAGAUACAGGAAUGUUUUCUGCAUGGGGCAGCUCGUCUGUCUGUCUGCUGCUAGCAACCACACUGUGCAUUUAGUGCACACUUGUUUCUGGGAAAACCUCGAUUAUCUGACAUUGACACGUGCCGCAGGUUAUUAACCAAAGGUAGCAAAAUGGUAGGAAGCUCAAAACUGACACUGUCUGCCGCGGAAACAAGCGUUAAUUCAUAACGCUCUUUUCUUUUCUUGCUAGAGAGUUUAUUGAAAGAAAACAGAAGAAGACAGGGUUAUUUUUUUUUGUGCUCAUUCUAACCUGUAGAGUGAUACCUCAAAAUACAAAAUCCAGUUUCUGCUAACAUUUAUACUUAAGAAGGCUAUUUUAGAAGCUUUGCUGCUAUAUAUAAAUAUAUAUGAAUAGAUAUGUAGGUGUUAUAUUUAAACCCGAAUCAUGUACAAUGAAAUGCAGUAUGCACUCAACCACUUCCAGCGCCACAGAAAGAGUUAGAGUGCAUGUAGUCACAACAGGCUUAUAGCUGCAGAACUAGCAUGCAGGAUCGAUGUGAGAGAGACAAGUAAACCAAAUCAGCUGAUCACUGAAAUCCUCUUUAAAAGCUUAAAAACUGAAACUCUGUACUAGGUAGCAUGAUCAUCAACUACAGACUCCUAAGUGAAAAAAAAGUCAGAUGAAGUUAGGUAAGAAGAGAAAAAAAACUUACAUAAACUUGCAUGCAUCGAUGUUUCUCCGUUGUUUGAUCUGUUUACAUACUAUCAACACAAAAAGUGAUAUUGGUUCUAAUGUAGACUUAGUAGACGCCAUCUUUUGGUGACAUGGCGGCUUGUAUAGAAACAAAAAUGAAAUCAAAAGCAGAGUGGUGUUCAGUGGGUUGUGUUUGUGUUGUCCCUGUGCUGUGUGAUUGUUCUUAGUGUAGACUGAGGCUCUAGUUUUGUUAUCAACAGAUUAUGUAGAAAAAAAUACAACAACAUGCCUUCACUUUUCCUAACAUUGAACCUUCGAAUGGUUCCAGCUGGACAGUUGCAAACACAAGACAACUGAGUCACACUAUUAAGCAUCCUUUAUUGGCUUGCAUGCAGUGUUUUGCAAAAGUAUUCACACCCAUGCAACUGCAUUCUCCUGUGUGGCGUAUUUUAUGUUAUAGACCAACACAAAGUAUUGUAAAGUUCUGAAAUGGAGGAAUAUUACACAUGGCUUAAAAACCACCUUUUGCUUCUAUCAGAUUGGCACAUCUAGAGUCUGACAUUUGUCUGGAGAAAAGCCUCAAGGCCAGUCAGUUUAAAUGGGGCGUACAUCAGUUUUCAAGUCUUACCACAGAGUCUUAAGUGGAUUUAGGUCUGGUCAUUGAGUGGGCCUUUCUAACACAAGAGUGUGCUUUGAUCCAAAUUGUUCCACUGUUGCUCUGGCUGUGUUUAGGGUUGUAUUGCUGAAAGGUGAACCUCCACCCUAAGCCCCUUACAGGUUUUCUUCCAGGAUUGCCCUGUAUUUAGCUCCAUCCAUUACCCAUCAACUGUAACCAGCUUGUCUCUCUCUGCUGAAGAAAAGUAUCCCAACAGCAUGAUGCUUCUCCACUAUUACCAUGGGCCUCUUGGCUGCUUAUCUGAUUAAUGCUUUCAUUACUCUCAUCACCCUGCUUUAAACUUCUGCAAAACGUUUUCCUUGACCUUUCCUUGACCUGUCUGCUUUGUUCCUUGGUCUCCAUUUUGCGGUUUGUUCUCUGAUGUUCUCUAACAAACCUCUGAGGCCUUCACAGAGCAGCUGGGUUUAUUCUCAAAGUAGAUUAUACAGGUGGAAUCAGAAGGGCCUUGGGUUUAAUUCGGAGGUCUCAGAGUACAGAGGGCUGAGUAGACAUGCAUGCAAAACAUUUCAGAUGACAACUUUUAAUUGACAAAAAAUGCAAUCCAUGUAUCCUUGUCCUUCUACCCCACAGUUAUGCACCACUUUGUGUUGGUCUGUCAGAAAAUACCAAUGGUAUACAUUGAAGCAUGUGGCUGAAUAAAAAAGUGGGUUGUGAAUAUGUUUGCAAGGUUCUGUAUAUUUUGUGGAGCUGCAGCCACACAGAAUGUGGCUGCAGCUCCACAGGAAACUGACCCGGUUACUGGACGACGAAGCAUCUCCUCACCACACUUUUACAAUGAGGAAGAUGACCUAAAAUGAAGCUCUCCUUGUUUGUUAUAUACUUUUCCGUCAGUUUCCACCCCAACCCUUGAAAGACUUUUGACAGAACUGUUUAGGGACAAUCUUUACUGUGAGAACGGCCGCCCGGCCGUCCACUCAGUACACGUGUGUCGCUCCUGUGUCGUCGUGAGUUCAGUGUCCCCCUCUUCCUCUGUCUGGUCCGCAGUGUCAGUCAAGUGUGUGCUGUUACAAAACCUUAACGGGAUGGAAACUCAAAGCUUAUAUAUUCUUAUAGCUGGUUUGUAUAAUUUAAACUAUUUGUGUCGACGACUACUUACCCUUCACUGGCUCUUUGAGAUGUUUUUGAUAAUACAUAUUAUUAUGCACUACUUUUCUAUUUACCCACUCCUCGCCUCCCCUUCUAAUGAUUUCAGUGCAAACGUGGGCUCCACUUACUGUAUUUAUUAUAACUGCAUAGAUGAUUUAUUAAAUGUUAUUUUUUCACGAUUACCUAUUUAAGAUGUAGCGUAAUGCGGUUCUCUGUGUUAUCUUACGUUAUCUAUGUUCUUUGUGACUGAAGCCAGAAUCCCUGAUUUUCUAAUAUAUUUUAGUGGAAUUGGAUGUUGUGAGGACCGGGAGUCAAACAAAAAGAAAAAGAAAUGAGCUCAACCCGCCUCCCUUCCUUUAGUUCCCGGUGCAUCUGAUGAUGCGUGAAUAUCGUCACCUGUAACACUUGACUCGUACUGUUUUCGUGAGGUUCUAUUUUCUAUGUUGAACACUGUUCGUUUGCUCUGUACGUGUCCUUGUUUCGUUUUUGUAAAAGCAUAUUUAUUUCACUAUUUUUGUAGAUGAUAAAAGAAAUUUGAUUUUGAUUGUAUUUUUCUAUUUAAAUAGGACUAAUAUUACAAUUUAUUCCCCCCGCCCCCCUGCCCCGGACCCAAUUAUGCCCCAAAGGUUCAGAGGAAUCAUGUCAUCAGUAACACCAUCAGAUGUUUUUGAUACACAGGUGAUUCUUAUUUUGAUACACGAGGCACAUGUUUGAAGGAAGGAAACAUGAAGAUUUUCUUUGAAUCUGGGAAGACACUUGACAUUGUCACCCCUCCACCCCCACCGUUGCAUCGAGGCCCCGCCUGCCUGUCCUCAUAGAUGCUCUGAAACUUGAAUAUAACACAUUUUGAAAGGCCGACUAACCUCGACUCCGUGUUGUGAUGUGCAAUACUGUUUCUAAUGUUUGUAUAAAAGUAAGAACUACAGUGUAGACCUUUUUAAAUGCAGAUUUAUUUUUUUCAUUGCAUAUUUUGCAGAUUUCUGAUCCACAGUGUCAUUUUUUUACCGUCAGAAAAAGGAACCCCGUUUUUUCAUUGCGAGUAUUUUUAAAUCCAGAUAUCUUUGUACCGAUGUAAAUGAUUGUAGUUAUUUUGAAUAGUGUUUUGCUAACAAAAGGAGAGACUUUUUCAUGCGUAUUUGUAUUUCCUUUCAUCUUGUUUUAUCCUGCAUUUUUAUUCUCAUUUAACAGUAGCAAAUUUUUUGGAGUAAUUUGUCAUAUUUAAAUGUCAUUGUUUUUGUGAGGUUAUUUUUUUGUGGAGACAUAAUAUAUUUGAGAUGCUAACUGCUGAGAUAUUUUUGAGUUUUUAAUUAUUUUUGAAGCUAAAUAUUUGUAAUUUUAUUGUUAAGUGACUAAUUUCUAAAUCAAAGUUUGUGUAUAGAUUGACAAAGCGGUCUAUGAGGUGUUUGGAUUGCAAUUAUUACUGAAUGGUUCUUUUAUAUGCAAGAUGAAUAUCAUGUUUAUUUUUAUUUUUGUUGGUUUUGUAUUUAAAUGGGGUGUUGAUUACAAUCUUCUCUUCUUUUACUUCCUGAAUAAAGACCCAUUCUGUUUGGACACAA